Molecule: messenger RNA, 6507 nt
Organism: Gadus morhua (Atlantic cod)
Lineage: Eukaryota; Metazoa; Chordata; Actinopteri; Gadiformes; Gadidae
Gene: cbarpb
Product: CACN subunit beta associated regulatory protein b
Exons: 11
Coding region: 487-3231 (914 amino acids)
Biological process (GO): negative regulation of calcium ion-dependent exocytosis; negative regulation of voltage-gated calcium channel activity
Cellular component (GO): secretory granule; plasma membrane
Molecular function (GO): transmembrane transporter binding
Source: RefSeq, a predicted model, not a curated record
CUUCAGCAAUAGGGUUUCAUUCAUAAAUACUUAGUCCCAAAGAUUUAAAUGAAAGGGUUCCGUGAGAAUUUUCGGGUUAUUGCCAUAGAACAAACCGUUUUGAUGUAUGGACCAAAUGAUUUGUUUAGGCAUGGCUCCAGCCUGUGCCGCUGACCUCCGGCCGCCGGGCCCACCCCAGGGGAGCCCUGUAGCUUAGGGCCCAGCCCGCCCGGCCGGGGCCCAGAGAGAGAGGGGAGGAGAAGGAGACCACGAAGAAGAAGAGGAAGACGAAAACGAAGAGGAAGAAGAGGAGGAAGGCGUGUCGGGGCGAGGGGGCUGAAGCCAGCCAGGCUGAGGACGAUGCUGCUGCCCUGGCUUCUGAUGCUGCUACUGCAAGAGAGCUGAGGAGCCGAGACACAGCGAAGAAGAUCCCACACACACAAACAGGCGUACAGAGCUCCUUCACACGGCCCUCCGCCAGGGGGGACCCUUUUGCUGGCCUGGACCAUGAGCAAUGAGUCUGCCGUCUGGAACAUCCUACCAGAAAACUCCACAGGGAUCCCUCUAGGGGCGACAGGGAGGCAGGAUGGCUACGUUCUGCUCCUGGUGAUCCUGUCCAUCUUUCUGGUCGGGACCUUGGUCAUCAUCGCCGUCCUCCUGCUCGUCUGCCGCCGCUCAGGCCGACGGGGGCAGCGAUACGGCAGGGCCAGCGAUGACCCAGAGAAAACCAACACCACCUACCUGGAGGACUCUCAGCCCACGCACGAGAUCACCAUCAGGGUGGAUGAGUCGGAGAGCCUCUCCCCGGGGGGCGGCCAUGACCAGGAGGCAGACCGCUUCCUGUCCACGGGGACCGCCGGACGCCGCGUCUCCUUCAACGAGGCGGCGCUGUUCGACCACAGCAAGAAGGCCCAGGAGAAAGGUCGCAGGUACACCCUCACCGAGGGGGACUUCCACCACCUGAAGAACGCCCGGCUCACCCACCUCCACAUCCCCGCCCCCGCCCUCAAGAUCCUCACCAUCCCCGAGUGCGACUCGGCCGAGAACACCAUCACCAUGGCAACGCGGCCCGCCACCAAGUCCGCCCUCUCCAUCUUCCAGCCCAUGCUGUGCCCCCUGUCCCAGGCUGCUGUGGGCAGCCUGAGCCCCAGCUCCCGGCUGCCUGGGGACCCCUUCCACCCCGCGGCGGACCCCAGCUUCACCCGGACCCCCCCAGCCCCCAGCACCAAGCAGCGCAGCACCAGCUCUAUCGAGAUCCUGGGGGCCAUGAGCCCCACCGGCGUGGGUCUGGCCGAGGCGGGCUCCGGGGGCCUGCCCGGUGACGGGGGCGCCCAGGGGCCCGUGCUCCAGUUCUUCACCAAGCUGCGGCGUCACGCCAGCCUGGAGGGGGCCAGCCCGUACUUCAAGAUCAAGAAGUGGAAGCUGGACAGCAGUCAGCGCGCCUCCAGCCUGGACACCAGGGGCUCCCCCAAGAGACGGCAGUUCCAGCGGCAGCGAGCGGCCAGCGAGAGCCUGGACCAGGAGGACAACGCCGCGCACCACGACGACCUCGUUCAGUACAUCGCCCGCACGCAGGACGCACGCCGUCCCUCCCCCGCGACCACCCCGCCUCCACCAUCACCCUCCCUCGGCAGGUUAGAGGUGGAGGUCAUGGUGGAGCCGCGUCGCAGCCCCGGUGGUCCAGGGGUGAUCGGCCUCUCCCCGGACCCCCAGGACGAGGCGCCGAGCCUGGCCGCCGGGGACAGCGGCGACCCCCCGGACCCCCCGGAGCCCCCGGACUCCCAGGCCGUGUACCGAGACAUCUGGAACCUGCGCGCCUCCCUGGAGCAGUACGCCGCCUCGGACCAGAGCAGCAGCAACAACGACCGCAGCUCCGUCUGCAGCGACGCCGACAGCGUGUGCUCCCUGGGGGGUCGCCCUGAGACGGCCCGGGGGGGGCUCCCCAGCUACCCGUCCCAGGAUCUGGGGGACGAGGCGGAGGAAGGGCAGGAGGCGAAGCCUUCGACCGGGUCGAGGGCGGAGGCAGCGGAGCCGGAGGUGAAGAGGAAGAAGAAGAGGCAGGGGGGCAGCGUGGACUCGGAGCGGGGGGGCACCGGCGACGGGGUGGCGGGGAACCGGAAGCUGCUGCAGAUGGACAGCGGCUACGCCUCCAUCGAGGCGCCGUGCCGCGGCACGGAGGAGCUCCGCCUCUUCGGGGCGGGCGCCGACGGCGGCAGCGCCCAGGACCGGAGCGCCCUGGAGCGGCGGCACCACUUCACCAGCGCCGGCCGCAGCAGCACCGUCGGCGAGAGCUUCGAGUCGUCGCACCUCUUCGAGGAGGAGCCGGAGGCGGAGCUGUCGGCGGCGGCGGGCGGGGCCACCGGCGGAGUCGCCAUAGCGACGGGCGCGGGCCCCCUGGGCUGGGCGCCGUACGGUCAGAUGUUCGCGGCCCGCGAGACGGCCCAGCCUGCGCCGGCACCGCCGCCGCCGCCAACGCCGGCCCAACCACCGCCCCUGACCCUGCACCGCCGCGACUACAGCAUCGACGAGCGGACCGACGCCCUCUUCCACGAGUUCCUCCGCCACGACCCCCAGUUCGACCAGCAGGACUCCCCCGCCAAGAAGCACCGCUCCCGCGUCCACCUGCGCAAGCAGUGGCAGCGCCACAAGCAGUGGAGCGACCCCGGCGUGCGCCACUUCCACUCGUCCUUCGAGCGGCAGCGCACGCCGCUGCGCCGCGGCGACAGCGUCAGCUACCUGUCGGACGCCAGCUACCAGCUCACCCUCCCCCGCAUCGUGAGCGCGCCUGACGACGAGGCCAGCGACGGCAGCGCCAGCGCCCCCGGGACGCCCAAGCUGUCGGCCGCCGCGGCGGAGGCGGCGGCGGCGGCGGCCGUGAAGACCCAGGAGGAGGGGGGGGCCCUGGGGGAAGGGGGCGGCGACGGAGGCCAGGAGACCCAGCCUCCUCCUCCUCCUCCUCCUCCUCCUCCUCCUCUGCUUCGCUCCGUCUCGGAGACAGAGGGGCGGCCGGAGGAGGGCCCCGGCGGCCUUCAGGAGGACCGGGGCCGCUCGAUCUCCCCGCCCUCGCUGCCGGACCCCCGGCGCUACGGCCCGCAGACCUUCACGGCCGAGCUGACGGACAAACUGGCGGCCGGCCUCGACGAGAGGCUGUACGCGGGCCUCCGGCAGACCAGGGACUCGGCGGCGGCGGCGGCGCUGGAGUGCACGGCGGUAUCGGUGGCACACGCUUCCCCGGACCACAGCCCAGUGUAGCAGAGGCCCCCCCGGGGCCCCGCUCCUCCCUCUAGACCCCCCCUGCGGUACCUGGGCUACGGUCUCUCCCCUCUCAUCGCUGUCUUGUGUCAGGGCCACAUAACGUCCACGGUGGGUUACGUAGACAGUUUAGAUGACGUCAGACUUGGGUAGCUGUUUCUGUGGUGCUCGAGCGUAUAGAAACACAGAGGGUUGGUGGUGGGGGGGGGGGGGGGGGGGACAGUGAUUCGUUAUGUGGAUAGGGAUAAGCGGCAGCAUAACCAAAAACGAUACGGUCUCUCGAUUGUUUUGCUUUUAACUUCGGAAAGCCAGCUUCUGUGAACAUGGCUUGUAUCAUCACAGUAAAAAAGGGGAAAUCAAUGUUUUAGUUUCCAAUUCACGAAUCCGCUAAAGAUAAUGAUUAGAAUAUACAAUUAUUUGCCCCCGGUAUUUCUCUCUCUGUGUGUAUUGAGGAUAGUUUAUGUGCCAUCAACUAUCAUGUACUGCUGUUCUGCACUAAUUGAUCCACUGUGAAACCAGGUGCUAAAGAAACAAUUAAAUCUGGACACAAUCUGCCAGUUCAAUACCAAUACUCCGAGAACUGUUUUAUAACUCAUUGUUUUCAUGGCCUGAUAUAUUUUCCACCCAUGUGGAUCCAUUGAAAGGGUAUGUGAUAUGAUACUGGAGGGAGGGGUAAGAGAGAGAUUAUAAGCUUCCUGGAAAUUGUAAAAAAAAAAAAAGACUGAGUGAGACUGAGAAUCAAAUUCAUGUGUAAUUUCCAAACCAGAGAUGUAGGAUUGUUUACGUGCUGUCAUUCAGACUGAAUGGAUGUCCGGAUGGAAGGACAUGGAGCUCCGAAACAUAAAAUGUUUCUGUUUUUCUCAUAGAAACCAUAGAAGCUGUUCUAUAUAAAGUAAAAAGGUAUUUUUUAUUUCUUUUUGUGCCAUGGUUUUCAAAACUUACCCCGAAAUGAUGUCGGGUUUGUUUUGGUUUACGGAAGAGUUACUCCUUUUCCGAAUCAAUGACGGAAGUAUUUUUGUGUACAUUUUGUCGAGGGGUGGGGAGGAAGGUUAGAAAAAAACAGUUAAAUGCAUUUCAUGCUUAUGAUGUGUUUGUGGUUUGGCCGCUGUAAGAAACUAGAGAUGCUGGUAUAAAUGCAUUCGAAGACACUCGAUAGCUGCCUGGAGUUGCACACAUCUGAAAAUAUAGCUUGACUCCAUAAGCUAUGACUCUUCCCACCACUUAGACCUGAGAAUAGGCUGAUGACACGCCUGCUGUUUGAAACGCUGAUAGAUGUUUUCUUUUUCAUGGAAACAGAAUGCUUUCUUUUGCAUGGGGCUUGCGAGGCGAGCUUUACUUGACAGCAGCUUGUGCGCCCAAUCGUCAUCAGACCUAUGUGUUUAACAGAAGGUCAAAGGUGACAUUUAUUUCCCCUUCCCAGACAUAAUGCGCCAUGGGCCACACAAGGCAAGGAGGCCUUGUGUUUAUAGCAUUAAAACCCAUAACAUUGAAAACCAGGUUUGCCUUUAGCUCGAGCUAGGCUAGUCAAGGCUUAUGGUCUUCAGUCCAGAUCUCCAGGGGAAUAAGGGAACGGGCUCUACGUGACCCAGAUUCACCCACUCUGAGGUUGUGCCACCCUCCCCCUUGCCUCCAUCCCCGGGAAGAUGGAGUUGAAUGUCAAUCACAACAGGACAGAGUGACUGAGACAGAGACAGAGAGAGAGAGAGAGAAAGAGAGAGAGAGUGACUGAGACAGAGAGAGGGAGAGAGAGAGAGAGAGAGAGAGAGAGACAGAGAGAGAGCAGAAGAGGGCAUGGCCUGUGUUGUCGAUCGCUCCCUGUGGGCCGUGUUCACCUAGCGCUCAUCCGCAUUUCAUUCACCCUGGGUACGUUGAAGGGCUGCUACAAGCCUCAACAGGCUGUUAUAGCCAGUAUAGCAGCCUGUUAGAGCCAGUAUAACGGGCGUUUUACUGGGUAGCGGGGUUGCAUUGAGAGGGAUACGCGCGGUGCAGUAUUAAUGUAGGCGCCACAACGUUUUAAUACUUUCAUACUACAGGAGGAGACUAGUUUGUCGCCCCUUUUCCAGUCCAAUUACAGCAGUUCUCCUCCGUGCACUGAUGGACAUUGUCUCAGUUGUACGUGCGCUUGUGUGUGGGACUCCAAAUGCAGGAGCCAUGCGCCUCAUUAAGAGAACAAUGAGUGAGAUGAAAGGGAAAUUGAGAGAUGAGAGCUUCAAUGGGCUUUAAAAGGGACCAGGAUGCUGAUAGUGAGAAGAACACACAUUCACACAUACAGACAGACACACACAAACACACACACACACAGACCCAACACUUAUGUCACCAUGGAGAAAAUAAAUCUGCCUCGCUGUGCUUCCUUGUAUUUGCUCUCUCUCUCUCUCUCUCUCUCUCUCUCUCUCUCUCUCUCUCUCUCUCUCUCUCUCUCUCUCGCUCUCUCUCUCUCUCUCUCCCUUCCACUAAAACGUAAUACGUUUUACUAUAACCCUUUUCUACUAUAAAGAAAUGGACCGAGGAGCCAUUUGUCAGUGUGUACCAGACAGAAAUACAUCCAGCAUCUCACAUCCCACAUCAACAACGGUCGAGAUGAUAGAGUUAAUCACUCAAACUCAGCCUUUCCUCCCAUUUUAAAUCACAGAUGGCUCAAACAAGUGGAGGGAGAGCAAAGAGAAUCACCAAAAGUUGCGCAACGGUGCAAAUGUACAGAGAGCGAUACGACGGUGUGUCAGUCAAGCACAAUGUUGCAGCAGCCAGACGUAGUCUACUGUCCUCCACUACACUAAGACAGAUACUGUAGGCGGACUGGGGACACUGUGGUAACCAAUGUGUGUGUGUGUGUGUGUGUGUGUACUAACCAGUAGCCUGUUGAAUGCACUGAUGCAUACAUGUGCAUAGGUUUGCAUGAAAGUUAACAUUUUAGUACAUUUUUCAGAUAUUACUGUACUGACUCAUAAAUACCAUAGGCAACGUACAUUUGUCCAAAGAGGUAGAUAUUUUAGCUAUAUGGUAUGGCCAGAUUUUAUGUUUUAUGAAAGCUACUGUUGCUAAGAUGCUGUAAAUGAUAGGAUUUGUGAUAAUUCCAUGACAGUAAAACAGAUACAUAUAUAUUUAUGUAUUUCUUGCUUGUUAGUUAAUUAAUGAACUUACUUUAUUCCCUCUCCCUCUACAAGCUUUUCAAACAGCAUUGCCUUUGCCGAUCCUGGUUUUUGGGACCAAAUCGUACUGAGCAUUAUUUUUGUUUGAUUUUCCAACUAGUAAAUAAAUGAAUGAAACAGCAAUUAA